This is a messenger RNA of Microtus ochrogaster (prairie vole), 3224 nucleotides long. It is a transcript of the gene Slc26a7, whose product is annotated as solute carrier family 26 member 7. Lineage: Eukaryota; Metazoa; Chordata; Mammalia; Rodentia; Cricetidae. The record is from RefSeq and is a predicted model, not a curated record. Gene Ontology annotation, biological process: transmembrane transport. Gene Ontology annotation, cellular component: membrane.
UACUGGCAAGGGAGCUGUAGCCAUCUCACCACUGAACCCAUUCCUUUCCCAAGACCAGAAAAGUGUUCCAUUAGCAGGAACCAUCUCUUACUCAGAUAAGAAUUCAAGAAGUUGACUACUACAGGAGGGGAUCUGGAAAAUGACCGGAGCAAAGAGGAAAAAGAAAAGCGCGCUGUGGGGCAAGGUGCACGCCCCCCACCGCGAGGACGUUAAACAGUGGUGGAGAAGGCGCCUACCUAUUUUGGAAUGGGCACCACAGUACAGUCUGAAGGAAAACCUGCUGCCAGACACUGUGUCUGGGCUCAUGCUGGCAGUUCAACAGGUGACACAGGGGCUCUCCUUCGCUAUUCUCUCAUCUGUGCACCCAGUGUUUGGUUUAUAUGGAUCUCUGUUUCCAGCCAUCAUUUAUGCCAUAUUCGGAAUGGGACGCCAUGUUGCUACAGGGACCUUUGCCUUGACAUCCUUGAUAUCAGCCAAUGCUGUGGAAAGGCUGGUCCCCCAGAGCAGCCGGAAUCUCACCACACAGAGCAACUCCAGCGUGCUGGGCUUAUCCGACUUCGAGCUACAGAGAAUCGGGGUGGCUGCGGCAGUUUCCUUCUUGGGAGGCGUGAUUCAGGUGGCUAUGUUUGUGCUGCAGCUGGGCAGUGCCACGUUCCUGGUUACAGAGCCUGUGAUCAGCGCGAUGACCACGGGGGCCGCCACCCAUGUUGUCACUUCACAAGUCAAGUAUCUCUUGGGAAUUAAAAUGCCAUACAUAUCUGGACCACUGGGAUUCUUUUAUAUUUAUGCCUACGUUUUCGAGAACAUCAAGUCUGUUCGGCUGGAGGCACUGCUCUUAUCCUUGCUGAGCAUUGUUGUCCUUGUUCUCGUGAAAGAGCUGAAUGAACAGUUUAAGAGGAAAAUUAGAGUUGUUCUUCCUGUCGACUUAGUUUUGAUCAUUGCUGCCUCAUUUGCUUGCUAUUGUACCAACAUGGAAAACACAUAUGGAUUAGAAGUUGUUGGACACAUUCCAAAGGGGAUUCCUCCGCCCCGUGCUCCACCGAUGAACAUCCUCAAUGCAGUGCUCACUGAAGCUUUCGGAGUUGCGCUUGUAGGCUACGUGGCCUCCCUGGCUCUUGCUCAAGGGUCUGCCAAGAAGUUCAAAUAUACAGUGGAUGACAACCAGGAAUUUUUGGCCCACGGCCUCAGCAAUGUGAUCCCUUCAUUUUUCUUCUGUAUCCCAAGUGCUGCUGCCAUGGGAAGGACGGCUGGACUGUACAGCACAGGAGCAAAGACACAGGUGGCUUGUCUAAUAUCUUGCGUUUGCGUCCUUAUAGUCAUCUACGCAGUUGGACCUUUGCUGUACUGGCUGCCCAUGUGCGUUCUUGCAAGCAUUAUUGUCGUGGGACUCAAGGGAAUGUUAAUACAGUUCCGGGAUUUAAAAAAAUACUGGAAUGUGGAUAAAAUCGAUUGGGGCAUAUGGAUCAGUACUUACAUAUUUACAAUAUGCUUUGCUGCCAAUGUGGGCUUGUUGUUCGGUGUUGUCUGCACCAUAGCCAUCGUGAUAGGACGCUUCCCAAGGGCAAAGACUUUAAGCAUAACAAACAUGAAAGAAGUGGAAGUUAAGGUGAAGACAGAAAUGCAAGAUAACACAGAGAACUGGCCUCCUUCCAAGAGGACCAAUGUCAAGGUCUUUCCAGGUAGCCUGAUGACAGGAAGUAACGUCAGGAGUCUUUCUGUGACACCCAGGAGAAUGGAAACCUUGCAACAGGUAAAAAUCAUCUCAAUAAACAACCCACUUGUUUUCCUGAACGCAAAGAAAUUUAAUACUGAUCUAAUGAAAAUCAUCCUAAAGGAAGAUGAGAGCAGCCAACCACUCGAUGAUGUCAGCAAGUGUGAACAGAACACCUUGCUCAGUCCCCUGUCCAACGGCAAUUGCAAUGAGGAAGCUUCCCAGCCCUGCCCUGCUGAGAAGUGUUCUUUGGUCCUGGAUUGCAACGGCUUGACCUUUUUUGACUACACGGGAGUCUCUACACUUGUUGAGCUUUAUCUGGAUUGCAAGAGCAGGGGUAUCGAUGUGUUCUUAGCCAACUGCACAGCAUCCUUGAUCAAAGCGAUGACAUACUGUGGAGACCUAGACACUGAGAGGCCAAUCUUUUUUGACUCAGUGCCUGCUGCAAUAAGUACCAUCCAGGCAAAUAAGAAUCUGAGCAAGGCCAGCGAUCAUAGCGAAGUCUGAGGCCCACGCGAUGAAGUACACAUCUCAUCCUCAGCAACUGCCCGGAAGGGGCUGGAUAUUGACAUUUUGCACAAAUAUUGAUUAUGGAUAUUUUCUAUGACCUCUAUACCAAUGAGAAUGAUAAGAAUUAGCAACUACAUCUCCAGUGACCAGGACUUGCUGGUCCUUUAUUUUUCUAAUCUUUCUUAAUAAACAUUUAGUUAUUUUAUAUAGGGAUCAAUAUGCAUGCAGCUUUAGUUUACUAAAUAGCAAAGAUGCAUUUAUUUCAUUUUAUGAGAGCAUUUUGUAUGGUCUUAUUUCUAUUUUGUUGUAAGCUAACAAAUGGAGAAACACUUUGAUCAGAAGUGGUUUGGACUAUUUAUAAGCCAUCUGUAAAAAAAAUAAGAUCAUGUAACUAAUACAUAAAAAGAAGUUAGCAAAUGUGCCAUUUCCCAUAGUUUUUACUCCAAAGAUAUUCAAACAUCAGUAAGAUAAAGUGUCGCCAUCUGCAGUGAAGAAUGAAAUCCACAGAAAUAAAGCCAUUGGAACAAAAGACAAACUAGAAGACAGUGACACCAAUACUCAUCCACACCAUCACUCUGGCAGUAUUCUUGUGUUCGGUGAUGCUUUGUGUGUGGCAGAAAACUGCUGUUUUAGCAAGACUGAGUUCUUGCCGUUAGUCUGCCUCGUUGUGAAUACUGGAAGCCUUUCGGGUGUCCCGUUGGAUAGCUCUCCUCUCUGCAGCGGCACACGGAAGACAUUCUGCCUGCAGCCUUAUUUUUACUGCAAUCAGAGACUAUGAGAAUCUAGCAUCUAAUAUUUUUUUCAGAUAAAGCUCUUUUAGAUGACAAAGUAUCAUGAGUUGAGUGGUUUUAUGCUGUUUUUAUACAAGAUUAUCUUUAGGAAUUGUGAAUUUUCUAUUUGAGAGACACCAAGUCAAUAAAAUUUAAUCGGUUAUUUAUCUUUACCAAGAUAGAUAGAUGGAUAGAUAGGUAGAUAGAUGGAUACAUACAUAGAUACAUGAUAG